AAUACAGUAUCCGCAAAGGCGUAUCUGCAUAGGCGUUUUAUCUAUAAGAAUUUCACUCAUAUCUAGGGUUUUCAAACGGCGCUUGUUCUUGAGUCUCAAACAAAAAAACCCCAAGUUUCACAUGAAAAAUUGACAGGAAAUGAGCCAAAACAAAGAAGAUUCUGGGCCAGGGGAGAGGUUCCAGAUGAUACAACCCCAUCGUGAUCUUGAAUUGAACUUUGAAAUUGAUGUUGCAAAGACUCUUGAAGAUUAUCUCCUACGGAUUUGUUCUGGGGAAGGCGAUAGUGAAGAAGAUGGCCCUCCCUCUAUUAAUUUUGCUGAAGCCGCGAUGCUGCUUCAGAAUUCGAUACAAGUCUACAGUAGGAAAGUGGAAUAUCUUUAUUCCUGUGUUCUAAAUACUUUGAAGUUUUUAAAGCAACAGAGUGAACCCAACCAAUCGGAGGAUGAUGGUGACUCUAGUGACGGUUCUGCUCGUGAUGAAGGUGGUGGUAAACGUCCUGCUCAUGAUGAUGCAAAUAUUGAUUUUUGGGUCCCAAAUGACAUCCCAGUGGAACCAAAUAUCACCCUUGAGAGUGGAGCUUGUUGUAUUUUAGAUGACUUUGUGAAGCCCCCUGCAGAUCUUCUCUUGCUUGAAGGUGACUGCUUAGAUGCUAAUGGUGAAGGCGGAGAAUUGGAUUCGUAUCUGUUGGCCAAAUGCGAACUCUACAAGGAUUUCAUUUUGCUGGACCCCUCUGAUGCAGCAGCAAUUGAUGAAUAUCUGAAAGAGAAUCAGGAACCAGAGGUAAAGCAGAAUGGUGUCAGCAGAGGAAGCUCUCAGCGUUCUCACAAGAGCUUCUUAUCUCCGACUAAAGAAAAGGGGGGAUCUGCUCUUAAAAGUCCAAAUGCGCAUUUUGACCAAUCUCCUGGUCUUGAUCAUGGCUUUGAUUUCAUUGACUUUAAUAAUAAUGUUCCCCAAAAUAACAACAGCGAAUUCGAAAUGGAAGGCGGUGGGUAUCCAGGAUCUGAGGAUGAUGAUGAUUCAGAUGAAGAUGAUCUUUGGAAACCCUUAAACCCCCACGAACCGGGGAAUUUGAAAGUUAAGCCAUUUAAGGAAGUGAAAGCUAACAGAUGGGAUGGGUCAAAACCCAGUAAGAGAACCUCUGUAACUAAAGAGUUUCCUCUUGCACCAUUUCAUGGUCCCAUCAGUUCUGAUAUUGCACAUGUAUGGGAGUCACGGCGCCAUCCUUCAGGAAGUCAGCAGUCCAAAUAUCCUCUCUACGAAAAGCUGCGGCAAUCACUUGUUCUUGGGGAGCAUGAUACAUUUGACGAAUAUAAGUCCAAGGCUGUAGAUGAGGACAAUGGAUAUGAUAGUGAGGAUGACUAUUCUGGACCUGAAUUUGACAUGCCUGAGAAUACAUUCAUGAAUGAAGAUGUUGCAUACAUGAAUGAAGAUAACAACAAUGGCGGUGCUCCUUUUCACACUGAUACUGCUUCUGGCAAUGACGAUCCAACUCCGGAUGCAAAUCUUGAAGAUCUUUGUCACAAACACCUUGAUUCUCUUGUCCCAAACCUUAAAGAAAUUGAGGAACAGAAUGAAAUGGCUGUUCGGGUGUCAACAUGGAAAGAUCGAAUUGAGCAGAGCUUGGAAGAGCAGGAUGCACUCCCUCCCUUUGACAUACAUACAUAUGGUGAGAAACUUUUGGAGAAGUUGUCUGUGGAAAAUGAAGGUGAAAAGACCAUGUCUUUCACUGAUGUUGUUAAGGGACAAGAGAAACACGAUGUUGCUCGAACAUUUUGUGCAAUGCUUCAGUUGGUGAACAAUGGAAAUAUUGAUUUGCUAAGAGUUGAAGAUAAUGGAGAUAAGGAAGAUAAUCAAGACAAGGAGCGCAAAUGCUACACUGCUAAAAAACCAUUCUACAUUAAGCUCCUUAGGCACAAGAGACGGCAAGAGGUGCAGCUUCGAUCAUCGAAGAAGGCUAAAUCUCCGGCAACAAAUACAAAAGCAUCAAAAGGGAAGGGUAAGUCUGCGAAAAAAAAGCAUUGAUCUAUCUUUCUCAAAUGCAAAGACAUCUGAACUGAAUGGCAAGUUCUCUUCAAUGCAAUGAGAAGUGGGUCCUAAAUGGUAGGGCUUGUAAGCUGUAAUGACAGUUCUAGACAAUGUUGAAUUAUACCGAUAUACCUAGAGAAGGAAUUUUAACCAUAUACUCCACAAUUUAAGCUUAGCUUAUAAUGUGGUGCCCAUUGGUUUUUUUUAUAUAAAUUUUCUUUGAACAUAA
This is a messenger RNA of Daucus carota subsp. sativus, 2255 nucleotides long. RefSeq names its product condensin-2 complex subunit H2. Gene Ontology annotation, biological process: meiotic chromosome condensation; mitotic sister chromatid separation. The record is from RefSeq and is a predicted model, not a curated record. The transcript has 11 exons. Bases 140 to 2023 code for a protein of 627 amino acids. Gene Ontology annotation, molecular function: chromatin binding. Gene Ontology annotation, cellular component: condensin complex; nucleus. Lineage: Eukaryota; Viridiplantae; Streptophyta; Magnoliopsida; Apiales; Apiaceae.